Messenger RNA from Plasmodium gallinaceum, 2601 nucleotides. RefSeq names its product polyubiquitin binding protein, putative. Bases 1 to 2601 code for a protein of 866 amino acids. The record is from RefSeq and is a predicted model, not a curated record. Lineage: Eukaryota; Apicomplexa; Aconoidasida; Haemosporida; Plasmodiidae. Gene Ontology annotation, molecular function: ubiquitin binding. The transcript is spliced from 2 exons. Gene Ontology annotation, biological process: ubiquitin recycling; proteasome-mediated ubiquitin-dependent protein catabolic process. Gene Ontology annotation, cellular component: cytoplasm; nucleus.
AUGGAGGUAGAUAAUGAAUAUGAUACAAGAGGAAUUUUAAUUGGUCAUAACAAAGGAGUAAGGAGUUUAUGUGUGAUAAAUAAUGAUCUGUUGGAUGGAUUAAAAGGUUAUGAUUUAAAAUUUGAAUAUAUAGUUAGUGCUGAUUGUAAUGGAACAAUUAUUGUAUGGAAAAAAAGAAAAUACGAAAACAUGAAUAAGAAAGAAGAAAAUAACUCGAGUAAUAUAAGAGAUAUUGGUGAAUAUUCAAAUGAUGAAAAAAAUGAAACUGUAAAUAAUAAUGAUAAUUUACUUAAUGAUAAUUUAUUAAAUGAUAAUUUAUUAAAUGAUAAUUAUAUUUUACAUAAAAAAAUAGAAAUUCAUGAAAAAUUUAUAUAUUCAUUGUGUUAUAGUAAAUAUAUAGGAAUAAAUGAAUUAAAAAAUUGCAAAGAAAAUAUAGAAAAUCAUUUAUAUAUUUUUAGUGGGGGAAAUGAUAGAAAUAUUUAUCUAUUUAAUUUAAACGGUUUUAUUGAAUUAGUACUACAAGGACAUAAGAAUAGCAUAUGUAGUAUAGUUGAAAAAAAUGAAAAUAUUUUGUUAAGUGGAGAUUGGAAUGGUGAAGUAUUUAUUUGGAAGAUUGAAAAGAAUGAAGAAGAAAAAAAUAACAAUUUAAGUAAUAACAUAAAUGACUUAAAUAGAAUUAGUGGAAACAGAUACUCCUACAAUAUACUAAAAAUAUUAAAUAAUCAUAAACAUGCUGUAUAUGUAAAUUGCUUAAAUGAUAUAAUACUAACUAUUUCUCAAAAUAAUAUAGUGAAUAUAUGGAACAACAAUGGAGAAAAGACAGACGAAAUUAGAAAUAUACAUAAUGAUAGUGUUCGUGAUAUCAUAUUAUUUAAUGAAAACAAAAAUGUUAUUACAUUUUCUAAUGAUGAAAAUAUUCAUAUUUAUGAUAUUAACUUUAAUUUACUAAAAAUUUAUAAAGGGCAUAAAGGCUUUAUUUUCUAUGUUUGUAUAAAUGAAAAAGAUAAAAUAAUGAUUAGCUGUGGUGAUGAUAAAGUUAUUAAAAUAUGGUGUAUUAAGGAUAUUUAUGAAUUAAUGAAUACAUAUAAUAUAACUGAUAUAAAAAAAAAUAAUUUAAUAAACGAGAAUUUUAAUUGUAUUCAAACUAUUUAUUUAACAGAUACAUUGUGGAAUAUUAAACUAUUAAGUAACAAUGAUUUUGUGUGUGCUUGUAAUGAUAAUACUGUUAGAAUAUAUACCAAUAAAAAAGAUAAGAAAUUAAAAAAAGAAAUAAUGGAAGAAUUUGAAAAACAGUAUAGAAAAAAAAAUGAUAUAAAUGAUGAAAAUGUAAAUAAAAUAGAAAAUAUAAAUAAUAUAAAAGGGAAAGAAGGAGAAAUAAAAAUUUUCAAAAAUAUGGAAAAAUAUGAAGCUUAUAAAUAUGAAAAUGGUAAUUGGGUUCUUAUUGGUGAUGUAGUUGAUGAUAUUAAAUUGGAAAAAAAGUUUUAUAUUGGAGAUAAUUUAUUCAAACAAGGUUAUUAUGAUGAAUUGUUUUCGAUAGAUACAGGAUAUGGUAGUAUAAAACAGCUACCUUAUAAUAAAAAUGAUAAUAUUUUUUUAAUAGCAGAAAAAUUCUGUAAAAGAGAAGGUAUUUCUGUUAGUCAUGUAAAAUCAAUUGUGGAUUUCAUUAACCAAAACACUUCAGUUAAAAAUAAUAAGGAAAAUUAUGAAAUGCAAAAUGAAAAUAAAAAAAAGAAUUUUAAAACUAUUUUAAAUGUUUUUACUGUACAGAAAUCAUCAUUAGAUAAAAUUCUACAAAAAAUUAAGGAAUUUAAUUUACUUCUUUCUAUUGACGAUAAAUAUAAGUUAAAUAAUGAAGAAAUCAAUUCAUUAACCAACAUUAUAAAUAUAUAUAUAAAAGAUAUCAAAAAUAUGUAUAAGUUUAAUACUGCAGAUAUAAAUUUAAUUAACAAACUUUUUGCAUGGUCACCUUUUUAUAUAUUUCCAGUAAUAGAUUUAUUUAGAGUAUUAAUAUUAAAUAAAAAUUGUGAUUUUUUUUAUAAUAAUAAAUACUCUUUUAAUGCUUUUAAAUUAGUUUAUGAUUGUAUAUCUUUUUAUAUUAAAAACUCAGAAAAUUUAAAAGAAAAUGAACAGAGUAAAUUAGAUUCUUUGUUAUUAUGUUGUUUGCGUUUUUAUCUAAAUAUGUUUAAUUUAUCAACCCCAAGAUACUAUAUGUUUAAAAAAUAUAAUUUUAUUUUAAAACAAUUUUCAGAAAUUAAAUCAAACAGUGGUAACAUAAAUAUCUUAUUUAUAAAAAUAUUUUUUAAUUAUGUUAUAGUAUUAAACGAAAAUAAUGAUAAUGAAUUAAGAAAAAUAUUAUUUGAAAUUAUUCAUUCUCUUAAUAAUCAAAUAAAUGAAAUAGAAUUUUUAUAUAUAUAUUCUUUAUGUUUUCACACUUCUUAUGAUUCUUAUAUUAAACAAACUGAAGAAAUUAUCAAAAAAUAUGACACAAUUAAUUUUAUUAAAAAUAAAUUAAAUUCUUUAAUUUCUCAAAGAAAUGAACAAAAUGAGAAAUUCUUCAAAAAUGUUAAAUUAAUUUUAGAAGAUCUUAAUUUAAAAAAAUAA